GCAGCUCGGGCAGAGCCACCGGCGAUGGAAUCGAGGAGAUAGGAGGACCGCCGCCAGUGGCGGAACUAAAUAGCAUAAACAGUCGUCAUGUCCCCUACAAAAUUCCUACACUUCGGCACUGCAAUCUCCCGAGCAACAUCCAGAUCUCUAUCGCCACUCCUCUUCCCCAGAAGAUUCUUCAUCAACUGCAGCUCUUCUACUACGCUAGAUUCCGCCGGCGACGGCGGCGUUGAUGCGCCUCAACCACACUCCAGCCUCAUUCACCACCCCUGGCCUGAAUGGAUUUCCUUUGUCGACGGCCUGAAGGCCAAAGGUUACUUGAUCGAACCUCCUUCGGAGGAUGCAAACGGAGAUGGGAGCGGUGGUGAUGCAGUGACGCCAUCCGAGACUGAUUACAAUGACAUGAACGUGCUGAAGGAUGCUUGCCUUAGCUUUGCGCGCGACCGCCACGAUAUUUUAGAGUCAUUGUCCAGAGAUGAUAUCCAAACGGUUAUGAAGGAUGGAUGUCCCAAUCUCUUCCGGAAAGUUGUCAAUUCAGCUAAAAGGUUAAGGGCUUAUGUGCAUCUAGAUGAAGGGGAGGUUUGUGGUACUUGCAACCUUCGAGGCUCCUGUGAUAGAGCUUAUGUUAUUAUGAAGGAAACAGAAGCUGCAAGAACUGUGGAUGUAGCUAGAAUAUUGUUGGCCUAUGCAUUGGAUCCACUUGUUUUGUCUGGAGGGGACAAAGCUUUGGGUAGAGAGCAUGUCGAAGUCUCUAUCAGGAAAUUGCUUUCUGAGAUAUCUGAACUGAGUGAAGAACCCAUUGAGGCAGCUGCAGCAGUGAAGGCUGAUACAAAAACUCCAUCUAGAAAAGAAAAGCCAUCAAAACUUACAAAUGAUGCAUUGUCUAAAGAUGUUGAGAUGAAAAGAGGAGAUUGGAUGUGCUCAAAGUGUAAAUUCAUGAACUUCUCAAGAAACAUUCACUGCUUAAAGUGCAAAAGCAAGAGGCCGAAGAAGAUGAAUGUUGAAGAAAUUGGAAUGAAGAAGGGAGAUUGGAUCUGCCCGCAAUGUGAAUUCAUGAACUUUGCGAGCAAGAAGGAAUGUUUGCGAUGCCGAGAACAUCGUCCAAAGAGGGAGCUGAGUCCAGGAGAAUGGGAAUGCCCCUCAUGUGACUUUUUAAAUUACAGACGGAACAUGAUGUGCCGCAACUGCAAUUGUGAGCGACCUAAACAAGAAAUAAGUGCCGAGAACCAGGAACGUCUAUGGGAGUCACCCACGGAAAGAUGAAACAACUAUUUUAUGCCAUUAUUUUGGCUCCAAGUAUAUAAAUUUUCUCUCUUUCCAAUUCCAUGGGAUGUUUAUUCACUUAAUGAGUAUUGUCGCACCAAUAGUCUAGAAAUGAGGGUUUUAUCCAUUC
Cucurbita maxima (winter squash) is the source of this 1393-nucleotide messenger RNA. RefSeq names its product zinc finger protein VAR3, chloroplastic-like. The record is from RefSeq and is a predicted model, not a curated record. Gene Ontology annotation, cellular component: cytoplasm. Lineage: Eukaryota; Viridiplantae; Streptophyta; Magnoliopsida; Cucurbitales; Cucurbitaceae. The transcript has 7 exons. Bases 88 to 1263 code for a protein of 391 amino acids. Gene Ontology annotation, molecular function: mRNA binding.